AUGGGUAGCAUAGCAGCAAAUCCUUUCCAAGAUGUCCCAGCUGGACGAACAGAGGGUCUUGAAGCUCUUAUUACGCAGUUUCUAGCGGAUACCGAUCCCAACAGAACCGAUCUUCUAGUGGGUGUCUAUAAAACAGAGGAAGGGAAGGCAUACGUGUUACCAAGUGUGAAAGAGGCAAAGCAAAGAAUAUUCAACGAUCCUGAUUGGCAUCAUGAGUAUCGCCCUUCCUCUAUAGGUUUGCAGUCUUACAGGGACUUGAGUGCCAAGUUGCUUUUUGGGCCAGAUCAUCGGCUGUUACGGGAAAAAAGAAUUGUGUCAACUCAGACACUCGGCGCAUGUGGGGGAUGUCACGCUGGUGCGGUCUUGUUGAGAAAUCAUUAUGGGCCGUGGAAGGAGAACGGAAACCCCGAGAUUUUCCUCCCAAGCGAGACCUGGUUGAAUCAUCCCUUUUUAUUCGAGUCCGCGGGAAUUAAGCCCAGCUUUCUGCCUUACUUUAGCAGUAAGACAAACGCAUUCGAUUUUGUGAAGUUUUCAGAGGCCAUCAAAUCGUUACCAGCUCAAUCUGUCAUCCUUCUUCAGUCUGGAGCCCAGAACCCCACUGGAUGUGAUCCGUCACCCGAGCAGUGGCAAGAGCUAGCUACGAUCUUUUCCCAGCGCGGUCAUUUGGCAUUCUUCGAUGCUGCGUAUCCAGGCUUUGCCUCAGGGGACAUUGACACGGACCUUGCAAGUGUUCGGUUGUUUGCCGAACGAGAAAUCCCGCUUGUUUUUGUGUCAACAUACGGAAAAUCCUUUGGGCUUUACAGCGAACGCGUUGGGAUUCUCUCAAUUCUCGCUCCAAGCGAGGAAAUCGGACAGAGAAUAGAACGGCAUAUGAAAUUACUCGCACGAGCAGAGUCCGGCGCGCCGCCCGAUUUUGGGUCCAGGAUUGUUGAAACAGUUCUGUCUGAUGAUGCCUUGAAGCACCAAUGGCGGCAGGAAGUGCGUCAUAUGGCGGACCAACUCAAGUCUCGUCGAAUUGCGCUCAGGGAAGCUUUAGAGAAAUUGGAAACACCAGGUGACUGGCGGCAUAUCACUGAUCAGAACGGAAUGUUUUCAUAUGUUGGACUGUCUGUGGAACAAGUCACUCUGCUCCGAGAAAAACACCAUGUCUAUCUUCAGGACUCCGGGAGAAUAUCUAUUGCUGGGCUGAACAAAUUCAAUAUCGACUAUACUGCUCGCAGUAUCAGCGCCGUUGUAAAAGCCACAACAUCCGAAUAA
Molecule: messenger RNA, 1257 nt
Organism: Penicillium coprophilum
Lineage: Eukaryota; Fungi; Ascomycota; Eurotiomycetes; Eurotiales; Aspergillaceae
Exons: 7
Coding region: 1-1257 (418 amino acids)
Biological process (GO): amino acid metabolic process; biosynthetic process
Molecular function (GO): transaminase activity; pyridoxal phosphate binding
Source: RefSeq, a predicted model, not a curated record